AUACAGCUAUACUGAAGUUACUACGGCAGCUGCUGAACAAAGACUCAAUUGUCGUCUGCUAAAGAAAUAAGACCGGUCUAAAUAGCGAAUACAGAUUGCUACACGUGAGAAUCCUUCAGUUCUCCCACUGCUGUACGACAUUUCCUGUCCAGAGAAAUCCCAAGAUGCAAUCCUUGGUGAUAAAGAUGAUUUAUGAGCCACAGGGCAACGCGACUCCUGAGGUCCGACGUUUCCCUGUUCCCGAUAACGCCGCCCUUAGUUACACCUUCAUCAACGAGAAGGUGAUGCAAGUGUUUCCACACCUUGAUGCGGACACAUUCAAACUGUGCUGGACAGAUGAAGAUGGAGAUUCAAUAACUUUCUCCUCAGAGGAAGAGCUCAAAGAAGCUCUUAGCAGUGCCAAUGAUUCCGUUAUGAAAAUCGCCGUCAGAGAGCACGACGUGACAAACAGAGCCGAAGGAGUUACUUCCCUUGACGCUAAUACUUGGCGCAGAUCUCGUGUUUUUGAUAAAGGAGCAGACGCUGGAGGACACAGAAUGAUGGAGACGAAGGACGUUCAACCCCGUCACUUCAGACGUCUGAUGAGAAUGGCCAGGAAGAUCCCACAACAGGGACGGGAAGAUGAUGGCGACGUCGAUGCCAUGACAUCCCUUGCUGAUGGACAAGUCAGGGGAAACUACAGCAAUGCAGGCGGAUCCAGACGAGAGUUCUGUAGAAAUGGUCGCCGAUGGCAGUUGCAAGCAUCUUGUGGGCACAACGGUGCUGAAGCUUGCACUGUGACCGGCUGGCGUCAUCGUCGACGUCAGCACAUGUCAAACCCUACAGCCGAUGAAGAUACAGCUACGGAGCAGGUGACCCCAACGAAAGUCUGGGGGACGCGACGCCAGAGAGAACUGGGCGGGCUCUGUCAGCGUGAUGGGGCUGAAAGUGAUAGUACGUCUCCGGGGGCACGAUGGAGAAGGCGGGUGAUGCAAGAAGAACGUCCCUGCCCGCAGAAGGAGAAUGUUAAUGAUGGUACGUCUCCUUCGAAUUCCUGUGGGCAACGUUGGAGAAGGCGGGUGAUACAAAAAGAUGGUCGCCUCCAGCGUGAUGAGACUACCAGGAAAUGUGGAAGACCUUGGAUAAGGCGGAUGACGACAGGACUCGAGCAUCAGUGUAGUGAUACCAAAGAAGACGAUCUCUGUUUGAACCCACAUUGGAGAUCAAUGCAAGCAGGCCGGGCUUCAAGAUACGCCAGGGGUACUGAAAGUGUCACUAUGCCUCUCUGGUAUUAUGGAUGUCAUGGAGCCAGGAAAUCCUUCCCUGUUGGCUGCAGAGGAUUUCAAGCAUCCUGUAGUGAUCGCGCUGGUCAAGACGGACCAGGUAGACGCACCAUGGGCCACCAUGAGGUCAGUGGGAAAAGGUGGCGUCGUACAAAUGAGCCUUGUUUUGGAAGAUGGUCCAGGCGAGAUGAUAAAACUGAAGAUGAACAUUACACCAAUAGCCACUGCGCUGAUAACAGCUUUGCCAGCUGUCAGCGUCGUCGUGUUCGUUGCACGAGUGUCUCGGGAAACAUGCCUGGAUGUAAGCGUUCGAAUGAGGGAAGAUGUCUGAACAAACGUGACGUAAAGAAUCUCCAUAGAAUUGAGAGUUGUCCUAAACGUCGCGUGAGGUUUAGCAAUGAUGUGUCAGAGUCACUCGAUAAGAACACCAAUGACAGAGUGGAAACAACGCAUAGAAACAAAUGGCAGAGAGCAUUCGGACCCCACAUCAGACGAUGCAUACGUCGCCAGUGGAGGACGAUGGAGGGAAGAGCCAACAGGGAAACCACGGAAGAUGAAGCUUCAAACUGGGAGUUCAACAGGUUUCCCAGGAAGACCCUUUCAAUAUACCUCGGAAAUAACCGAAGGCAUGGGAUGCGUCGUCAAAUUAAUGAAGUGAUACCAAAUUGCAAUGAAGCGGGCUGUGACAUGCAGAGAGGCAAAAUGUGCAGGAGCCAUAGAAGAGGACCUACGUUCAGAAUUCAUCGUCUUCGUACUGUAAGACGCAUGCGUCGCUUGCGAUACCUUCAAGGCCUUAACAGAUUUCAUAAACACCCAUGUCCAAGAAUGCACGGACACAGAAGAAGACCUGUCUUGAAGACCUGCCGCCGUGGUCUUCGUCUUCAUCUGCGUGGAACUGGACCUAAAGUUGGAAGAAUAUAUGGAUUUGGAGGUAAAAGAGGUGCCUACCACAUUGGAAUGGGCCAGCAUCUGAGAGAGACAAUCAACCGUCAAGUUACAUCAUGUUAUGCUUCAAACCCUGACAAAUUUAACAUGGGUGAGAAUAGAACAAGCUGCAGAAAUAAUGAGAGGAAGAGUAUUCGUUGCGUCAUGGGCAGAUCCUGGGGUCGUCAAAUGGCUUGUCCUGGAGGGUUUGGCAGACGGGUGCACAUCUUCUCUGGAAAGGAUGAAGAGGGAUUGACCUGUCAGAUGAAGCACGCCUGUGACGGCCCUGAAGAUGUUGGGACACACACCCCUUUUAAGCUCACUUUCCAUGAAAUGAAGAGACUGUGUCUGAUGAGAAGAAUCCUUCAGAAGGAAAGAAAAAGGCAGUUCCGCAUAAGACAGCUAUUUGCCAGCCGCUGUGGACAAGGACAGUGGUCAAAAAGACCUGUGAUGAAGGCGUGGGGAGGCAAGGCAAGCACCUGUACCCACGGUGGCGAUAGGGUGUUGAGAAUGGCCUAUUUGUAAGGCACUUGCUAACUAUCCGUUGCAGAAUGUAGUUACAUACUAUGAAAUCCUUGUCGAUGACAGAUGAUUUCAGAUGCUGAGGAAUCUAUGGAAAGUUUAUGUUGUCCAUUAUUUACGGGUUUGGUUACUAUUUUAUAUGUUAUCCACUGCAUACGGUUUUGGUUACAUUAAAUAUAUAAUUUAUGUUGUCCAUUAUAUACGGGAUUGGUUAAGUUGUUUUCUUUCUGUACAGUAUGUGUGAAAAAUGUGAACUUGGUGCUACCAUGUAAUAUACCAAGGAACAUUUUGAAUAAGAGUUAUUUCGUCCCAUUUGUUUCCGCUAGUUUUACAUAUUAAUGAAAUUAUCUAACGUCUUGUCAUUAUGUGUUUCAUAUAAGUUAGUGAUUAUGAUAAUACAGAUGCAUAUGUGUCAAGAUAUUAUGUUUUUGA
Molecule: messenger RNA, 3140 nt
Organism: Haliotis rufescens (red abalone)
Lineage: Eukaryota; Metazoa; Mollusca; Gastropoda; Lepetellida; Haliotidae
Exons: 5
Coding region: 165-2711 (848 amino acids)
Molecular function (GO): protein binding
Source: RefSeq, a predicted model, not a curated record